Messenger RNA from Neoarius graeffei (lesser salmon catfish), 1801 nucleotides. RefSeq names its product purinergic receptor P2X, ligand-gated ion channel, 8 (gene p2rx8). Gene Ontology annotation, molecular function: extracellularly ATP-gated monoatomic cation channel activity; purinergic nucleotide receptor activity. NCBI's taxonomy places the organism in Eukaryota, Metazoa, Chordata, Actinopteri, Siluriformes, Ariidae. The record is from RefSeq and is a predicted model, not a curated record. Gene Ontology annotation, cellular component: nuclear inner membrane; plasma membrane. Gene Ontology annotation, biological process: response to ATP; monoatomic cation transmembrane transport.
UCAGGGUGUGAGUGAGAGUGUGAGAGACAGAGUGAGUGAGUGAGUGAGAGUGUGUGAGAGAGUGAGAGUGGGUGAGUGAGAGAGUGUGUGUGAGAGAGUGUGAGUGAGUGAGUGAGAGAGAGAGAAUCCACAGCAUUAUGAGCCUUUAGAGACACUCAGGCACAGAAAUGGCACCGCUCGCCUUGAAAGGUUUUUUCCUCUCCGCGUUUGAUUACAAGACAGAAAAAUACGUCAUCGCCAAAAAUAAGAAAGUCGGCGUCCUCUAUCGACUCAUCCAGCUGUCAGUAAUCGGUUACAUCAUCGGGUGGGUGUUUGUGAUUAAGAAAGGCUAUCAGGACACUGAAGAAUCUCUGCAGAGUUCAGUCAUAACUAAAGUGAAAGGGGUCACCUUCACCAACAUCACUGGCUCUGGACCCUUGCUUUGGGGUCCUGAAGACUAUGUCAUCCCACAGCAGGGUGAAGCUGUACUCUUCAUAACCACAAAUUUUAUCACAACCCCAAACCAGAAAUUAGGAUACUGUGCUGAGAGUUUUAAGGUGCUUGAUGCUCGUUGCCAUGGGAAUGAAGACUGCACAAAAGGAGACAGUGUAAUAGCUGGUCAUGGAAUUAAGACAGGACGCUGCUUAAAGAAAGACAGGAACUCAACAGGUACCUGUGAAAUAUACGGCUGGUGCCCCGUUGAGCGAAGCAGCCGACCAGAUGUGCCUUUGUUAGGAAAAGCUGAAAAUUUCACCAUAUACAUAAAGAACUUCAUCAGAUUCCCCAAGUUUGACUUCUCAAAAUCAAAUGUUCUGGAGAUAGCAGAUGACUCAUAUCUGAAGAAAUGUUCAUAUGAUGAGCUCACUCAUCCUUACUGCCCCAUAUUCCAGUUCAGGGAUAUAGUACAGAGAACCGGACAUGAUUUUCAAAACAUGGCCCUGCUGGGAGGAGCAAUAGGAAUCCUAAUAGAGUGGUGUUGUGACCUGGAUAAAGGCUACUCAGCAUGCCACCCGAGCUACAGUUUCACUCGACUAGAUGUGAGUGCUACAGCUAAGGCAAUCUCAUCAGGGUAUAACUUCAGAUAUGCACGUUAUUUCAAAAAUGCUGAUGGUGAGACCCACAGGACACUUUUUAAGGUGUAUGGGAUUCGCUUUGACAUCUUGGUCCAUGGCAAGGUAUGCAGCAGAAAGUCUUACCGCACCUACCCUAUAUUCAUGCCAGUCUCGGGUAUUUGUUCUUAAAGCUGUUCAGUUUCUUUUCACUUAACACAUUUGGUCUUUUUUCAGGCUGGAAAGUUCAACAUAAUUCCUACAAUCAUAAACAUAGGCUCGGGUCUUGCGUUAAUGGGUGCUGGGGCGUUUUUCUGUGACAUGGUCCUUCUGUACAUGAUGAAGAAAAGCACUCUGUACAGGGAGAGGAAAUUUGAAACUGAUCAUAAGAAUGGAAAUAACAACAGAGAGAGUACAGACAUGUCAGAGGAGGCUGUGAAGCCAUCAGAGCUGGAGCAACUCACAGAACCAACAUCUGAUCAACGCAUACCAGGAAUAACAGAUAUACCCAAAGGACAAAGGGACAAGUCAUGUGACUGACUAAUAUUAGAUACAGUAUAUGAAUUGUGACUUUAAUGGAUAACAGCCAUGAACUCCUGACUUUAUUCCAUACAGAAUGCAAUCUUUCACUGACCACCACUGCUCCAUGGAACUAGCUGUCUUUAGAGCCACAUGAAGGACUUUUGUGAUCACUAUGCAAAGUCAUUAGCCAUGCAAUAAGGCAUUUACUUGAAGAUGAAAGCAAUAACACCUCAUGUGCAAUUUAAUACUGA